Molecule: messenger RNA, 1353 nt
Organism: Rubroshorea leprosula
Lineage: Eukaryota; Viridiplantae; Streptophyta; Magnoliopsida; Malvales; Dipterocarpaceae
Source: the annotation of a GenBank genome assembly
GACUCCGUUUUCCCCACGGCCAAGAAAUCCCUUCUCCGAUUAAAUCAGAAGCCUUCAGAACUCCCGACGCAAAACAGAUCGGUGAAAUUGAUUCAACAAUUUUGUGCGAUUCGAUUGGAAAAAUGUCAUCUUCUUCAGAGGAAAGCUUGAAGCAGCGAUUGGAGGAGUUGCAGAAGCAGCUCGGGAAGAAACAGCGGUUCGAGGAAGCAGUUUUCUCCAUCAAUUCCCUCCUUCAAAACAAUUUCUCCUCCGCUUCUCCCUCUCUCCGCAAAUCGUUUUAUACGGUUGUAUGCCGAGUUGCGACGAUUUUGAAGACGAGAUAUACGGCGCCUGGCUUCUGGCUCGCCGGAUUGCGGCUGUUCGAGGUAGCUGAAGGGCUUUUCUCUGAACCGUCGGAGAAGGGCCAUAUGAAGAAUUGCAUUUCUCAGGCUAAGGAACAUUUGCAUGAGAUUGAUAGUCCUGCCCCAGCUCAAGAGCCUGCACAAAAUAGAGGAUAUCUUUUUGAGGGGCAUCUAACUGUGGAUCCUGAGCCACCGCAGCCUCAGUGGCUGGUGCAGGCAAACUUGAUGAAUGCAGUUGCUUCUGCUUUUCAUGCUGAGUCUUCUAGUCCUGUGGACAACAUUAACACUGAUGAGAAUGCUUCCCAUGUACUUGAAGAGCUCAUUUCCCACCUUGACUCUGUCAUUCCUGAGAUAUUGGAGAAUGAGUCUGGAGGCCCAAGAGUCCCACCUGCCAGUAAAGAAGUAGUUGCAAAGCUUCCAAUUAUCACUCUCACAGAAGAAAUCCUGACCAAGGUUGGACCAGAUGCUGAGUGUUCAAUUUGCAAGGAGAACUUGGUUGUGGGUGAUCAGAUGCAAGAGUUGCCUUGCAAGCAUACAUUCCACCCUCCCUGUCUAAAGCCAUGGCUGGAUGAGCACAAUUCCUGUCCAAUUUGUCGACAUGAGCUACAAACUGAUGAUCAUGCAUAUGAGAGCUGGAAGGAGAGGGAGAAGGAGGCUGAAGAAGAUAGGAAAGGCGCUGCAAAUGCUGUACGAGGUGGUGAAUACAUGUAUGUUUAGAUGACUACUUUUGUGGGAUUGAUGUAGAAUCAUGUUUUACUAUUUUAUUCAUAGUUGUGACCAUGCCAAGCCAUAAAGAAAUCGAUCUACCAUUUUUAUAGUUUCCUGUGGUUGGUUUUAGCACAUUUUGAUUAACCAAUGCUCAGCUGCACUUGCAAUUUACUUGGAAGUGAAGGUUUAAUGGGUUCCUUUAAGUUCCAAUUUCGGUGUGGUAUGGUCAACCCAAUGCCUGAGUACUGAGGGUAUCUUUAACAUCCUGGUUGGAAGUCCAUGAAGUCCAACCAGGAUACAAACA